UGCAAGUUUAUAUCACAUUUUCUGUACAUCGGAAAACUAAAAAUGAAUUUCGUCAUAUUUUAUAGCAUCUCUUUAGUGGUUCACAUUUCAAGACAGUAGAAGUACCGGAACAGUCAAAGUUUCUCAGAAGUUCUUUUGCGAUGUGAGCUGGGCGUAUCCCGAGCUAAGUUGUCAGUUGUGUUGACUCCUUUGUCUCUCAACCUUUUCACUCUGCCAAAGGCUUCCGGAAGCCGGAUUCUGAGUGUUUAAAGGGUGGCCCUGCAUACCUAAUACAGUACAAAACAAAGCCAUUUACCGUCAACCGUUUCUUAUUUUGUCUUAUUGUACAACUACAAGGAUGCAGCGUCAGGGAAGAAGAAGACACAAGCUGUUUCGGUGAAGAAUUUAACCGGUUCUUCUGCCUUUUCUCUUGUCCCCUGUUACAGCACCCUCUGCAGUACCCACAGUUCACCUGAUGGCGGCCACAGCCAACAGCAUGAGCCUGUCCUGGCUGCCGCCGGAGAAGCCAAAUGGAAUCAUUUUGGAUUACGAGAUAAAGUACCAUGAGAAGGAUGCUGGCGAGGCCAUCGCCCACACCAUGACCGCCCAGAGAAGCUCGGCUCGGAUCGAGGGCCUCAACCCCAGGACGUCCUACGUGGUGCAGGUCCGCGCCCGGACCGUGGCGGGGUACGGUCGCUACAGCAGCCCCACGGACUUCAGCACCAACCUGCAACCCGAACCCGAGAAGUCGAUCCAGGAGCAGCUCCCGCUCAUUGUCGGCCUGGCAACCGCCAGCCUGGUGGUCCUCAUCGCCGUCGUGGUCGUCGCCAUCGUCUGCCUCAAGAAGCAAAGGAACGGUUCAGAAUCAGAGUACACAGAAAAGCUACAGCAGUACAAAUCCCCAAUAGUCACGCCGGGAAUGAAGGUCUACAUAGACCCCUUCACCUACGAGGACCCCAACGAGGCCGUGCGGGAGUUUGCCAAGGAGAUCGACGUGUCCUGCGUGAAGAUCGAGGAGGUCAUCGGCGCAGGUAACCCACCCAAGCUCCUGAGCAACAGGGGGAAGACCGCUAGUCACCUCCAGGCCAUACCAUUAGAGGACUUCACACCAAUCGGAGAGUUUGGCGAAGUGUGCCGAGGAAGGCUCAAGCUGCCCGGCCGGCGCGAGAUCAUCGUGGCCAUCAAGACGCUGAAGGUGGGCUACACAGACCGCCAGAGGCGGGACUUCCUGUCCGAGGCCUCCAUCAUGGGCCAGUUCGACCACCCCAACAUCAUCCGCCUGGAGGGCGUGGUCACCAAGAGCCGACCGGUCAUGAUCGUCACCGAGUUCAUGGAGAACGGCGCCCUGGACUCCUUCCUCAGGCUGAACGACGGGCAGUUCACGGUGAUCCAGCUAGUGGGCAUGCUGCGCGGCAUCGCGGCCGGCAUGAAGUAUCUGUCCGACAUGAACUACGUCCACCGCGACCUGGCCGCACGCAACAUCCUGGUCAACAGCAACUUGGUGUGCAAGGUGUCCGACUUCGGCCUCUCCCGCUUCCUGGAGGACGACCCCACCGACCCCACCUACACAAGCUCACUGGGAGGCAAGAUCCCCAUCCGCUGGACCGCGCCCGAGGCCAUCGCCUACAGGAAGUUCACCUCGGCCAGCGACGUGUGGAGCUACGGCAUCGUCAUGUGGGAGGUCAUGUCGUACGGCGAGCGGCCCUACUGGGACAUGAGCAACCAAGACGUGAUCAACGCGGUGGAGCAGGACUACCGGCUGCCCCCGCCCAUGGACUGUCCCACCGCGCUGCACCAGCUCAUGCUGGACUGCUGGGUGAAGGAGAGGAACCUGCGGCCCAAGUUCACCCAGAUCGUGGCCACGCUGGACAAGCUGAUCCGCAACGCCGCCAGCCUGAAGGUGGUCACCAACAGCACGCAGUCCUCCGGAGUGUCCCAGCCCCUGCUUGACCGCUGUGUGCCGGACUAUACCACUUUUACCACUGUGGGAGACUGGCUGGACGCCAUCAAGAUGAGUCGUUACCGUGACAACUUUGUCAACGCCGGAUUCGCUUCCUUUGACCUGGUGGCCCAGAUGACUGCGGAGGACCUCCUGCGGAUAGGAGUCACGCUGGCCGGCCAUCAGAAAAAGAUCCUGGGCAGCAUUCAGGACAUGAGACUACAGAUGAACCAAACACUUCCUGUCCAGGUCUGAGCGGCGACGGGACGCCAAGGGCCGUCACAGAGCAGCCACACACAGAGGGAAGACGGGGAGGAACUGUGCCAGAGAGAGAGGGAGAGAGAGAGAGAGAGAGAGAGAGAGAGAGAGAGAGAGAGAGAGACAAUGGGAACCACUAGCUGCCUGACCCAUCUCUGCCAAUCAGAAGCAAUGAAACUGGCUUGCAGUGCCUCAGACUAGUUUUAUUUUUUCCUUUUAUUUUUCGUCGUUACCACUACCCUUUACCCUCCUCCUCCUCCUCCUCUUCCUCCUCCUCCUCCUCCUCCUCCUCCUCCUCAGAAGCGUCCCCGGUUGAAAUUCUGUUGGAUUUUUUUGUUCCCUCAUCCGACGAGACAUUGAAACCAGAUUUCUUUUUUGUAUAUUUUUUUUCGAGGAAGGAGGCCGAGUAAGCCCUCUUAUAUCCCAUGUGUGCCUCACCGUCUCGAGGUGUGGGUUGACAUUUGCAUGCGUGCGUGUGUUUCUGUGAGGUUCGGACCGGACCUUAUAGCACCCUUAAUCUGGUACCUGGAUUCGCCUGACUCUCGCGUGACAGACUCCCCUUUGCUCUCUGACUCGCCGGAGGACGCUCACGGCCGCGGUCGGGAGAAACACUGAUGUUCCCUCAAAGGAUUCUGGGUAACAAUUUAAAAAAAAAAGCUUACCCCGGGUUCAAGAAAAAAAAAUGGAAAACAAAAAAAAAACUGACAAAGAGUUGGACGCUGAAAUAGUGGAGGAAGUCCUUCUACAUGCUAGCAGUCGUUGCAGUUGUUCAUGUUUUGCGUGUGUGCCCCACCUACCGUCUAGCCCCCAUGCCCCCCCACCCCGCCGCCACCCCCACCUUCAUAUUGAAGGUGCGUUAACUGAAAGGGCACCUGUCUGUGAAGGUCAAGGAGCUGGAGAGGAACACUAGAGUGCUGCGAUGCCAAAGUGUCGGAUGGGAUGUAGUGGGGGACGGUUGGUCCCGGAACGCGGAGAGGAGCCACGUCUGGGACCCUAUGUGUGUGUAAGGUCAAGCCCUACCUACCUGGGAGGGACCUAGGAUAGUUCAAUAGCUCCCCGCCGGAAGAUCAUCUAACGUCGUGUUUUUAACCCAUGGAAGUUGCUGUUGUUUGUUUUUUGUUAAUACAACCCUACACGCACCCUUCAUUUUGAUUUUGUGUACACCCAUUUGUUUGUUUUUAGUACAUUUAUUUUGGGGGGGAGGGGUGGAGGUGUUUUCAAAAUGGCGUACGAAGAGGUACAAGAUGGACACUUGACGGGAUUGAAAAAAAGGCGAAAAAUGACUUUAACUUUGAGACAACUUAGCCUUUCGUGUGUGUUUUGUUUAUGCGUGUGUGAACGAGUGAGUGUGUGUGUUGUGUGGUUCAGUGUCCACACAGGAAUGCGAACGAGUUGCACACAAGUAUACUGUACAAUACAGCUUCCGCUUUCUGCCACCAUGGAGAAACACCGCAUGAACCAUCAUCAUCACAAGGAACAAUUCUAUUUGCAAACCAUUCACUAUAUUCUGUGUACAACUCUUUAACUCAUCGUUUUUAUGAUUAUUAUUAUUAUUGAAUACAGACAAAAUAAGUUUGGAUAUACAUAUAUAUAUAUAUAUAUAUAUAUAUAUAUAUAUAUGGUUCAGAAACAGAGUAAAACCAUGGAAGACACCAUGCUUUCGUUUUUUUCUUAUUUUUAUUAUCACCAAGGUUUAGAAAUAAUUGUUUGACUUGUACCUCCACCCCUGCCCCAACACACAAACAAACACACAAACACACACAGACACACACUAACAUACACGCACAUCUUCCAGCCCCCCGCAGCCACCCCCUCUAUGUACUAUAGAGGCAGCACUAUGUAUUUAUUUGUAUCCCCCCCCCCAUCAAAGGUGACUCCACACCCCCGUCGGGGAACGUGGAUUAUAGAACAAUCAAACGGAAGACACAACCCAGAUUCAGCAAAUUGAUGAUUAUUAAAGAGAAAAACGAAGAAAAAAAACUUUAAAUUGCAUAUAAAUUGGAUAUUGUAUUUUUGUUGUUGUUCUAAACAGCCUGUACAUGUUUUGUAACGAAAAUAAGAUAAAGAAACAUGGAAAGAACAAAAAAUGUCUUUUGAGAAGAAACCUGGAAGUGUUGUUUGAAAUGUCUUCUUCUGUGCAGACCAGCCAACCGGUUAAAGGUUUGUGAAAGCAUGAAUGAAAGGAAAAAAGAGAGAAAGAAAUAUUUGAUCCUGAGUGAAGCCCAUAAACCCACUCCCUUAUUAACGACCUUGGCAUUGGAGUGUGUGUGUGUGUAUGUGUGUGUUUGUGUGUAUAUGUGUGUGUGUGUGUGCGUACGUGUGUGUGUCUGUGCGUGUGCGUGUGUGUGUGGAUCAGUGUACGGGGUGGAUUCUGAAUAAUCAAUACACACACAACAUCACCUACUCGUUCCACCUAAAAAGAAGCAACACACAACAGCACCACAUAACAGCUGCUGCAGACGUUAGCGAGACCGACGAUAUCCAUCCAUCCUUCCAGCCAUCCAUCCUCGUUAUUCAAAACACACCAAGGGACGUACUCCUCCUUAUGCUCCCCUACAGGGGCCCGACAUUGGCCCCUUCUACACCACAAACAGGGCCCCCACUCCCAGGGUUGUAAAAAAGCCAAAACAAAUGUAUAAAUAUAUAUAUAUAUAUAUAUGUAACAUAAAAUGGAGGCUCGGUGGUCCUUGUCUGUCGGUUCGAUUAGCGGACCGCGGUCGCUCCGCGGCUGCCAGGACGCGUCGCUCAGAGCAACGAAAGACGAGGAAGAAAGGAGGCAGACGUGCCAUCAGAGCCGACCUAUCAUUAUCUCUCCUCAUUUCCCGUUCGGCCCGCAAUCAUCCUGUCUCCAACGGGGCAGGCUGCCUGAUUACUGCAGCGAUGCAGGAUCAACAGCCCUGCCGUGCAACCACACGCGCACACAUACGCACACAGACACACACAAUCCACUCCUGAGGGCAGCCGAAUGAUCACCUGUAACGUUAGACCCAAGGUACAGAGAUGUGUUCUUCGUCCUGACUCCCUGGACGGUCCUCAAGCCCUCAGGUCAAUGAAAUGUGUAUAUUCCUAGGUGUGCGCGUGUGUUUAUGUGUGCGCGUCGUUUGCAGCUUGUGUUCAUUUGAGAAAAAGCAGCCUUCGCUGUAUCACUUCUUCCUUUAAAGUCCCCCCCCAGAUUCCAUUAUGGAUAUUGUUCAGUGAAACAUGUGUUCCUAAUCCCAAUGCCUGUUCUUCAAAUGCUGCUGCAUAUAUUUAAAGUGCACCUAUCCACCCCCACACACAUACACACACACACACACACACACACACACACACACACACACACACACACACACACACACACACACACACACACACACACACACACACACACACACACACACACACACCCCAUACCAUGCAUUGGGCUUCACUAAUGCAAACCAGUUGCAGGAGAACACAAAAAGUAGAAACGUGUUGAGUGAAGAGAGAACCCCCUCAAGGUCAAUCACUGUGCAUCACCUUCUAAACACCUUCACCACCUCCACCUCUUAGAGUGUUCGGUUGGUGUUUGGCGCCUCCACGAUGAGAAAGUGCUUCCUCCGAGAUUUGCUCGACGUUAUUCUGCGGUGCAAACUUCUGUCUCUCUCUCUCCGACAAGACAAAGAAAUACACAGAAAAAUGUUAAAGUUCGAAUUUUCAGGGGGGCAGGCAAAGAAGAUUGAGACGAAUGCAAUCACCAUCCAUUCUCCUUUGCGAAAAAGUCGCGGGAGGAAAAUAUUCCUCCCUAUUAGCGCUCUCAACUCACUCACUCACUCAAUCAACCCCAUCCCCGCUACCAUUACCGGCCCACAUGUGGUACCGAAUAAGACCGUUGAUAAAUGACAACAAAAAAAUGAGGAAAAAAAAGGCAGCGGAGAGGGAAGGAGAAGCAGGCAGGCGGUGGCGAGGGUUUUGGAGGCUAAACACAAUCAGAUGGUAGACAUGCCCACUCAUGGGAGAUGGCGGCUCGCUCGGAGCUAGCGUGAACUAUUGAUGUGUUGCACAUGGCGUGCGGGGCUCGGAGCUGCUAGCGCUUCGCAGACGGCCGUUGAGUGAUGGGAGCUAAGUAGCUACAGUUGUGCAUCUAAAAAGGAAUGAUUAACGUGCCAGCAUAUCGGGCGAGAACAGGGGGAAGGAAAAGGACGUUUUCGAGAGGGUUUUUAAUUUAGCCCGUUUCAAGUUGAUUUUUGCCUCUCCCGUUUUUUGAGUAGAAUGGACGCAACACAUAUAUUUAGUUUUCCGUUUCCCAUAUUUGUUCCCCCUACAGGUGCUUUUUGUUAUCAUUAAAACACACACACAGAACUAUGGAAACGUGUGCAUGCUAGAAUACGAGAGUGUGCGGACACAACACAGAUUUCCGCCGAUGUACAAUUAGCGUUGUCAACCACGAAGGCAAUGCUUUGCUCACUGUGCAACUGUCUGUCGCUGUGCCAACAAAGCACACUUUCUCUGUGCUAGCAGAGGUUUCAAAAUAUGCUUACAUCCACUUCCCCUAUAUUAUCACCUCCCCACGUCCACCUCUGUCCCCACCCAUCUAGCUGGUUCCCGCUCUUGCCCCGUCACAUCCUUCAAUCCUAUUAUUUUCAUCAUUUGCUCUUUAGCUGUAGAUAUUCCUUAGGCCCUUGUCUAUAAGAUCACUUUACUCGCCAGCGGCUCUUCUCCUGAAAAGCAGAGUCAGGGAAAGGGAUUUGGCAGUUCAGAAGGCGAGGGGUCAGACAAGGAUGAUAGAUGCAACUGUUAUUGUUUUGUUUCUUUCUUGAAAAGCAUUGAGAUGUAUUUAAUGGUGCGGAUUUAACCCAACAAAUUACAAAAAUGAUGCAUUCUUGUAGAAAUAUUUUUAAAAGACCCUUUUUGCAAUUAAAUUAUUUAAGAAAUGUAACCCAACGUGUUUGUGUCUUGUGUUUUCUUGGGUGGCAUUUUUAAAUUAUUCAAAAAAAGAAUCGGCUUAACUGUUGUUCAGGAAUGCAAUGCAAUAGCUAUCACAAUGCUCGCUCACCAGCAUACCAUACAAAACUUGUCUAAUUACCCAGGCGAAAGAACAACAACUAAAUAUUUAUUCACAAUGUCAUCAU
Messenger RNA from Gadus chalcogrammus (walleye pollock), 7266 nucleotides. RefSeq names its product ephrin type-B receptor 3. The transcript has 11 exons. Gene Ontology annotation, biological process: protein phosphorylation; axon guidance. Gene Ontology annotation, cellular component: neuron projection. The record is from RefSeq and is a predicted model, not a curated record. Gene Ontology annotation, molecular function: transmembrane-ephrin receptor activity; protein binding; ATP binding. NCBI's taxonomy places the organism in Eukaryota, Metazoa, Chordata, Actinopteri, Gadiformes, Gadidae. The coding region runs from base 455 to 2173 and encodes 572 amino acids.